AUGAAUGAUGAAAGAGACGCCAGGCACCUUAUUCGCGCAUAUAGUUUUGAGGCCGAGGAGCGUUUGACGUCGGAAAGUGGUGCACAUUCCCUGGCUCACAUACUGGCCGAGAACCAAGGUAGUCGAGAUGAUGCCCUAGAUCCCUGGCGGCGGUUCUUUGAACCUCCCGAGAUGAGCGAUGGCGCCAGGUACACAAAAAGAAUCAUCGAGCAAACCAGAUCGUAUGUGGCUGACAACAUAUUCAGAGAUGACAACCCGAUUACGAAAGUCCUCGCUGUGGAGACAGCUGAGCUACGCAACAAAUGGAAAGCAUUUGUAGAAUCUAGUCCGGCGGCAGACCGCCUGAAUCUCCAAACGUCUGAGCCGACCAUGGAUGGUGUGAUUGACACAGUUCAGCAAAUUCAAAAGUCAUGGGAAGCAAAGCGGGGAAAUGGCCGAUUAGCAAAGGCGAAGAGGUUUUUCCACAAGUUUUGCAGCACACUUGACUCCCACAAAUUAUUGAUCCAGAUCUUACCGUCAGGAAACGAGUAUGUGUCCAUCUUCACUGGGACACUCAACGUUGUUAUACAGGCCAGUGCCAACCAUGAAAAGGUUGCAGAAGGACUGUCAGAGGCGCUGUGUGCAAUGAGUCAACAUGUCAACGCCUGCAAGACAGACCUCGAGAUGUUCAACAUGGAAGAUAUGCAGAGUCUCAUCGCCGAACUAUAUGCUCACAUUUUUCUCCUCUUGACCAGCGUGAUGGACUGGAUGAUGAAGAAGAGGUUAAAGAGGUUAUUGGAUUCUUUCAAUGACGACUUACCAAGUGUUUUUGAAAAUGAAAUGGGAAAGAUCAAGGCUAUAUCCGACCGCAUCCGCAAUCUAGCCGCACAGAAGGCGCGAGCAGAGCUGCGGUCAACACGGAUAACUGCCGAGAGCUCUGCCAGCAUGUUGAGAGAUAUCCGCGUGGGGCUGGAAGGCGACAGACGCCACCAGGCCGAGAUGAGACACUUUGCGGAGAGCAUAUUGAGAGAACAAAUGAGAAGUUCAGAUAUGUGGGCUGCAGAGAAACGUCAUCAGCUGGCAGUCAGCAUUGUCGACAUGUUGAAAGAAGAAGCGAUUGGGUUGUUGGAGGCUAGGAGAGCGGCUCCAAACCAGAUGCGGACAUUCCAAACAGCAACUACUGCAUUAUCCCUCGGUGGAAGUGCUGAGCGAGUAACUGAGUACACCUCUGAUGGUAUUAUCAUGAUUUCCCUUCACUUGGAAGACUUCUUCCACAGAGAUCGAGUCCGACUUUCUGGGGACGAACUCAGUCCCGUGAUGAUCCAGCCAGAAGCUUACAGGUACAUCAGCGACUGGGUAAGCGCUUCUGCGCCUAAAAUAUUAUGGAUUGAAGGCGAACCUCUCGAAGCCGACGAUCUCGAUAAUCCCGUCACAAUGAUGGCUGCCAGAAUAGCGGGAAUCGCCGAAAAGACAAAGGUGCCAGUCAUAUCUUACUUUUGCGAGCUGCGCAGAGGCGAGAAAUUGCGACCUGGCAAUGAUUCAAAGGAAACGCAGGCGAUGCUGUCACUGGUUUACGCACUUAUACGACAGCUGAUUGAACUGCUCCCACCAGUGCUGGAAACAAGCGCGGAUCUUACAGAGAGUCGAUUUCAAUCUCUCGACGGAUCACUAGCCACGUGGAGUUCGGCAACAUCGAUUCUUGCGGAGCUCAUCGCACUCAUGCCUGGCCCGGUGUUCUGUAUCAUUGACGCGUUCCACUGGCUAAACGACCGAAGCACUGGGAACUACCUUUCUGACCUUCUCAGGGUACUGCGCGGUAAUAACAUGAAGGUAUUGCUGUUUACAACGGGAAGGUCUGUGGCUUUGCGAGAUGAGUUGUUGAGGUCGGAAACAUUCUCGCUUGAUGCAAGACAAUCAUUCAGGCAUGGUGUUGCACUGGAUAGACAAAGCUUAAGUGGAAUUAGCGGCGGGGAGACUACACCGCUAUAUAGCCUGAAAGGCGGCGCACAGUAA
Messenger RNA from Colletotrichum truncatum, 1992 nucleotides. The record is from RefSeq and is a predicted model, not a curated record. Lineage: Eukaryota; Fungi; Ascomycota; Sordariomycetes; Glomerellales; Glomerellaceae.